Molecule: messenger RNA, 1782 nt
Organism: Phoenix dactylifera (date palm)
Lineage: Eukaryota; Viridiplantae; Streptophyta; Magnoliopsida; Arecales; Arecaceae
Product: glycosyltransferase BC10-like
Cellular component (GO): membrane
Molecular function (GO): glycosyltransferase activity
Source: RefSeq, a predicted model, not a curated record
GGGACAGGCAAAUCUAACUCCCUCCUACCGCCCUCAUCUCCUCUCCCGCUUCGCCUUGCUCCCCCUUCUCACCCAUCUCCAACCACCAAAAAAGAUCCAAUUUUGAUCCCAAAAUCGGGAUAUUUUAGGCUGCAACAAAGAGAUCCGCGUCUCUCUCCUUCGAUCUCCACUGCCCUCCUCUCCCCGUAAAACCCUAAUCGCCAAAGUUUGUACCGGUUUUCCGAUUUUUCGAUUUUUUUGGGGGGAUGGGGAAAUUGUGAGCGAGAUCGAGAGAUUUGGCACAAAAAUGCUUUCGAAGUCGCCGUUUAUUCUCUCAUUUCUUCUUCUGUUAACGCUUCCCCUUCUCUUCGUUCUUGUUCCCCGGAUUCUGCCCCCGAAGACGCUCCCGAGCAUCCCGGAUCCCGACGAGAUCGACGAUCUCGCCCUCUUCCGCCGCGCCACCCUCGCCUCCGCCGGCGGCGGAAGCGGCGGCCCGGACGCCGGGCUCCGCCGCCGCCCGGCGUCGCCUCCCAAGAUCGCGUUUCUCUUCCUCACCAACUCCGACUUCUCCUUCGCCCCCUUGUGGGAGAAGUUCUUCGAAGGGCACGGCCGGCUGAUGAACGUCUACGUCCACGCCGACCCCGCCGCCCACCUCCACCUCCCGGCGACGCCAUCGUUCCGCGGGCGGUUCAUCCCGGCCAAGGCCACCCAGCGCGCCUCCGCGACCCUCAUCUCCGCCGCCCGCCGCCUCCUCGCGGCGGCCCUCCUCGACGACCCGGCCAACGCCUUCUUCGCCGUCGUCUCCCAGCACUGCAUCCCCCUCCACUCCUUCCGCUUCGUCUACCACGCCCUCCUCGCCGAUGCCGGCGCGCCCCCUUCCUCCACCUCCGGCGGCCGUCUCCGCCGCCGCCACCGCAGCUUCAUCGAGAUCCUCUCCGGCGAUCCCAUGCUCCGGGACCGAUACAACGCCCGCGGCGAGAACGUCAUGCUGCCGGAGGUGCCCUUCGAGCGCUUCCGCGUUGGCUCCCAGUUCUUCAUUCUGGCGAGGCGCCACGCCGUGCUUGUCGUCCGGGACCGCCGCCUCUGGAAGAAGUUCCGGAUGCCCUGCCUCAAAUCCAUGGAGGAUUCUUGCUACCCGGAGGAGCAUUACUUCCCCACCCUUCUUGAUAUGCAAGACCCCGAUGGCUGCACUCACUACACCCUCACUCGUGUCAAUUGGACCGGCAGCGUCGGCGGCCACCCGCACACCUAUCACCCGCCGGAGAUCUCCGGCGAUCUCAUCAGGGUGCUGAGGAAGUCCAAUUCCACCUAUUCUUACCUCUUUGCCCGCAAGUUCUCGUCCGACUGCCUCGAUCCCCUGCUCGAGAUCGCCGACACCGUCAUCUUCCGAGAUUAGUAUCCAUUACCCCCUUUGGUUGUCCAGUUUUGCCGGGUGAUUGAUGCUGACACGAAUGAAUGAGGUUUUGUUGAGAAAUUGAGGCACUGGCUAAAGCUGCCCCAUCUCUUCUUGAGUCUCAGCUUUUUUUUCUUCUUGUUCUCCCCAUCCAGACCUGGCCAGAUGGUGCUCACUGGAGAGUUAGGAGAAUUAAGUGAGGGUAGUGAGAAAAGGACAGAAACCAUGCUUAGGCAUUAGCAUCCCCAUCGCCAUGUAAUAUACAAAUGCAAUCUAUCAAUGCAUAUGGUGACUUUUAUAGUUAUGACUGAAGUUCUUUUCAAUGUUCCCCCCACACCUUCUGUGACCUAAGUUAAUGUAUAUAUAAUGUUUGAAAUCAUGCAAGGCAAAGUUUCUCUUCCCUCUUUAUA